UGCACAAGUCUCGUCUGACGACAAGGACAGCGAAGACAGCAAAGGAGUCUACCAAACCUCCAUGAUGGAUCCCUCCUCAGACGACCUUGCAGAGCAGCUGAAGCUGUUGACCCUGGCCGCGGACAGCAACGACUUGUCCGAGCUGCAGACUGUGCCAAUCUUCACAGCCCAGGUCCGCAAGCAUGCGGAGCACAUGAAGGCUCCCACGGAUCUUGCCGAUGGUCGCCUGGCCGGCCAAGGGGUCUUUACCCAGUACGGCUUGCUGGCGGCAGACGCUGGCGCUGAUGUUGCAAAGGCGCGUAGCCCCGGCGACAAACAUGACUCCCGAAUCUUCUACAACAUCGCGGCUCCAUCGAGCAUCUUCGUCUGUGGCAGUCAAGGCUCAGGCAAGAGCCAUACGCUCUCCUGUCUUUUGGAGAAUUGCCUCUUCCCUUCGGCGGCCAAUGUCUUGCCGCGGCCGCUCACGGGCAUCGUCUUCCAUUACGAUACCUUCAUCACGGACGGCGGAGGCGAGCCGUGCGAGGCGGCCUACCUCGCGUCCAACGACGGCAUCAAGGUCCGCGUGUUAUGCGCCCCGACCAACUACAAUACGAUGAGAGAAGUCUACGCCAAGAUACCCGGCGUGACGGUUCGCCCGCUGCGCCUCGACCAGAGGGACCUGAACACGAAGAGAAUGAUGGGGUUGAUGGGGGUUGAUGAUAGCAACGGCAUCCCACUGUACUUGCACGUGGUCCAACGCAUCCUCCGGGAGCUAAGGAUGGAGCAUCAGGACCGUGGGGCAGCCGAGGGCGGUCAAUCACAACCUUUCCAGUAUGCCGAGUUCAAGGAAAGGCUUGGGCAAGAGGCGUUGACCCCGGCGCAGGAGGCGCCGCUCAAGCAGCGACUGGACACGCUUCAGAGCUUCCUUGUGCACAAGCAGGCGUACUCGCAGACCUCCUUGACCACGGCAAGGAGAAAUAUCCCCAAGAGUGCCCAAGACGAUGUUGGCACAGACUGGACGCCGCAGGCCAGCCAGCUGACUAUCGUCGACCUUUCUUGUCCGUGCGUCAAGGCGGACACGGCCUGCUCCCUUUUCAACAUCUGCCUAAGCCUCUUCCUGGAGCAGGGGACCAAGAUCGGCCGCGUGGUUGCGCUGGACGAGGCGCACAAGUACUUGGGCGGCGCCAACGGAGCCCCGGCCGAGUCGACUGAUGCGCGCGCGCUAACCGAGUCGCUCUUGUCCACAAUCCGGCUGCAGCGCCACCAGGCCUGCCGAGUCAUCAUCGCGACGCAGGAGCCGUCCGUAUCCCCGGCACUGCUCGAUCUGUGCUCCGUCACCAUCGUGCACCGAUUCACGUCGCCCGCGUGGCUCAAGGUCCUCAAAGACCACCUCGCGGGCGCGGGCGCCGAGUCUGCCGCCCUGCCGGGGAAGACGGAGGAGGAGAAGGGAGACGGGCGGGACGGGACGGCGGCGGCGCUGUUUGCGCAGAUCGUGGGGCUGCGCGUCGGCGAGGCGCUGCUCUUCGCCCCCAGCGCCGCCGUGGGCGUGUACGCGGACGGCGGCGCCGGCGACGACGGCCGCGUGUUCCGAUGCCUGGGCGGCGGCGUGCGCAAGGUGCGCAUCCGCAACCGCGUCACGGCCGACGGCGGCCGCAGCAUCAUGGCCGCCUGA
Gaeumannomyces tritici R3-111a-1 is the source of this 1651-nucleotide messenger RNA. RefSeq lists its product as hypothetical. The record is from RefSeq and is a predicted model, not a curated record. NCBI's taxonomy places the organism in Eukaryota, Fungi, Ascomycota, Sordariomycetes, Magnaporthales, Magnaporthaceae. The transcript is spliced from 3 exons. Bases 62 to 1651 code for a protein of 529 amino acids.